Notothenia coriiceps (black rockcod) is the source of this 587-nucleotide messenger RNA. Its product is annotated as PMS1 protein homolog 1-like. The annotation marks the transcript as partial. Gene Ontology annotation, molecular function: ATP-dependent DNA damage sensor activity; ATP hydrolysis activity. The transcript has 4 exons. The record is from RefSeq and is a predicted model, not a curated record. Gene Ontology annotation, cellular component: MutLalpha complex. NCBI's taxonomy places the organism in Eukaryota, Metazoa, Chordata, Actinopteri, Perciformes, Nototheniidae. Gene Ontology annotation, biological process: mismatch repair.
AUCAAGUCAUUUCCGCCGUGUAGCUCAUGUCUGUUGUUUAUGAAAGAUUCAACAGGGGUUGCAGUCAGAAUAACUCUUCAGUUCCUAAAAUCAUGAAGCAGCUGCCUCCAGAUACUGUACGGCUGCUGUCCAGCUCACAGGUCAUCACCUCUGUGCUGAAUGUUGUGAAAGAAUUGAUGGAAAAUUCCCUGGAUGCUGGAGCUACAAGCCUUGACAUUAAACUGGAGAACUACGGAUUGGACCGGAUAGAAAUGCGUGAUAACGGCCAUGGAAUCAAAGCUGAAGACACUCCUGUGAUGGCUCUGACACAUUUUACUUCAAAGAUCUUUUGCCACGAAGACCUGGAGCGACUGGAGACAUACGGCUUCAGAGGAGAGGCACUGGGCUCCAUCUGUGCUGUGGCCGAGGUGGCUGUCAUCACAAAGACAGAGGAGGAGGACAUCAGCACACAGUACACGCUGAACUUCACAGGACAGAUUGUUUCUCAGAAGCCAUCUCACUUGGGUCAAGGCAAGACACAAAUAAUUCAAUCCGUCUUUAGCGAGCAGCCAAAAUCAAAGACAGCUUUAUACAAUAAUAGUAGAAGA